Pogona vitticeps (central bearded dragon) is the source of this 2812-nucleotide messenger RNA. It is a transcript of the gene BIVM, whose product is annotated as basic, immunoglobulin-like variable motif containing. NCBI's taxonomy places the organism in Eukaryota, Metazoa, Chordata, Lepidosauria, Squamata, Agamidae. The record is from RefSeq and is a predicted model, not a curated record. Gene Ontology annotation, molecular function: single-stranded DNA binding; DNA endonuclease activity. Gene Ontology annotation, cellular component: nucleus.
GGAAGACUCCUUCUCGCGAGGAACCCCCUAAAAGCGGUGAUCCUGCAGGAGCCUGGAAAGCGCCGGCGUCUCUGCCACACAAAAUUUGAAAGUCAUCUUGUAACUCUGGAGGAAGUGAUGUAAAGAGCAUCUGAGUUUAAAAGAAGCAUUUGGCCCAUGAUCCUGUUAUUAGCUUGAAAAAACAACAACAACAUUUUGUACAUUCAUUCAAUGCCUAACGUUUCAGACUCUCAACUAGAAAGUGAUUCUGGACCAAACAAACAUGGAUCUGAAAAAAAGACUUCAGAAGUUAAUCUUGAUAAUCCUAUAAAAACAUUUUGUGCUGCGGGUGCCUCAGUUUCCUCUCUGGGAUCUAGUAGAGACAGGCAUUACCCAUGGGGAUGUCCUGUGACACAUACUCGAGAAAAGUUUUACACUAUCUGCUCAGACUAUGCUUUUUUAAACCAGGUUACAUCUAUUCGCAAAAGCCCAAGUGCUACAGUGAGUGCCUGCGUACAAGACAAUGUUGCCUUAAAUGCUGGAAAGAAUUCUCCUGGUUUUAUUGGUAUUCGAACUGAUACAUCAGACUUGGUUUACAAUGAAGAUACUAACCUUGAAAGUUUGGCUAGUAACCUGGGAAAACUCCCAAUGGCAUGGGAAAUUGAUAAAUCUGAAUUUAGUGAUUCUUCCCCAGAUCUGAAGAAUCGUGCAGGCAACAUAAAAAAGCAAGGGACCAAGAAAAUGUCUGCAGAUAAGAAAAGUAAACAGCACAGAGAAUGCCCACAACAUUACUCUCUUGAAGAAAUAAAGCAACGAAAAGUGUUAGACCUCCGGCGAUGGUACUGUAUGAGUCGGCCACAAUAUAAGACUUCUUGUGGGAUCUCCUCAUUAGUCUCUUGCUGGAAUUUCCUAUACAGCACAAUGGGAGUUGGAAACUUACCACCUAUUACUCAAGAAGAAGCUUUACAUAUAUUGGGCUUUCAGCCUCCUUUUGAAGAAAUUAGAUUUGGUCCAUUUACGGGAAAUACGACAUUAAUGAGGUGGUUCAGACAAAUUAAUGAUCACUUUCAUGUAAAAGGAUGUUCAUAUUUUCUCUAUAAGCCUCAUGGGAAGUAUAAGACAGCAGGAGAGAGUGCUUCAGGAGCUUUGACAAAACUAACACAAGGACUGCAAGAUGAAUCUAUGGCCUACAUUUAUCAUUGCCAAAAUCAUUAUUUUUGCCCAAUUGGAUUUGAAGCAACCCCUGUAAAACCUAGCAAGGCAUACAAAGGGCGACUCUUACACCAGGAAGUGGAACACUGGAUACUUAUUGGGGAGCCGAGCAGAAAACACCCAACUAUUCACUGCAAGAAGUGGGUAGACAUUGUAACAGACUUAAAUACUCAGAAUCCUGAAUACUUGGAUAUUAGACACUUGGAAAGAGGCCUUCAGUAUCGGAAGACAAAGAAGGUGGGAGGAAAUUUGCAUUGUGUCAUUGCUCUCCAGAGGCUUAACUGGCAAAGAUUUGGUCCAUGGAACUUUCCGUUUGGAAACUCUAGGCAGGACAUGCAAUCCCAGUCACAGACGCAGGGGUUGGCUAAAUCUGAGAGUGAAGACAAUAUCUCUAAGAAGCAGCAUGGUCGUCUGGGUAGAUCUUUUAGUGCUAGUUUCCACCAUGAAUCUGUCUGGAAGAAGUUGUCUCAUCUGCAUGAAAGGCGGAAUAGUGGCUUUCAGAGUUAUACAGACUAUGAUGGGAAUAAUUAAAAAGAUCAACCUCUGCAAUUGCUCUACUGUAAAAUACUCCUAAGGUUUGGCAGUGUUUAUUGUGCACAGAAUAGGGAAUGAAUAGAAAUGUGAUUAUGAAAUGCAGUCUUUGGAAUGUUUCUUGCAUUAAAUACAUGAAUAGUUGCAUUGGGGAUGAUGAAAUAUGUUAGUUCAGUGAUAAGCACAGAAUAUUGUACACUUACAGUUCAGCCUGAUUUGCAAUUGGCCUGUGUUUCAGAAUGUGGAGCCAGGGUGAAUUUAGAGCAAAGCCAUUUGGGGAGGGGGCCUAUUAUUAGAAGAGACAGAUAAAUAAUCAGAGCAUGAGAUUGUUAAUUUCCAAUGUGUUUUAUUAAACAUGCAUUGUAUAAUGGUGUUAAAUGUAGAGCAUAUUUGCUUUUAAACCUUUUCAAAAAUGCAAUAAGGACAUCAUAGUCAAGUUCUGAAUUCACAAUACACCAAAAGAGUUAUUGGGUGGUCUCAGUUUGUCUGUUGGAACAUUGUUCUUUAUAACUUAAGUGGUUUAAAUUAAUUGGGGCCCUGUGUUGGUGGUUGUAAGAAAUGAGCCUGUAAUGUGUCCUAGAAAGCCGAGGAGCGCCUACUUGCUCCUUUUUGAGGAGAAGCAGAAGAAUAUUUCACUGCCAGGGGUAUAUGCCUUCAGCACCUAUUUGUGUAACUUGAAUUUAUUUCACGUUUGAUAGGCUGCUUUAAAGAAAGCACCAUUCAUAUUUUGUUUGGCAGUCCAGGGAGCUCCCAAAUUUCCAAUGCUGGGCUCCACCUGCCUUUUAAAAAAAGGUGUGCUCUCUGGAUCCUUUUAAUUUCACUUCUUUAAUUAUCCUGUUGAUAAUCAGAGAGAUGCUUUAAAUGCCGAAAACACAUAGGCAACCACAGUAAUAUACCUCUUUGGCCAGAACACUGUUUGUAUUUUUCCAAAUGCUCAUGUGAAGUAGCUUUAUUUGGAAGUAUAAUAUUUUGUUCUCAUGGAAAAAAACACAUUUUAAUAAAAAUAUCAGUGGGAUCAAGGAUCAUUUUGUUCUGUAAUUUCAUAUUUUUGCAAUCCCGUUCAUUAAAAAUUGGAGAUCUAGAAAACUUA